GACAACCGCUCUCACUUUGGUACGGUGAAGUUUGUUGUUGGGUUUGAGUCAGUGAAGCCGCUUUUGUCGACCGAAAUGGAACCACUGCCAGCUUCAUUUUACGGGGACAUGUGUAAAAGAAACCCAGUAAUAUCAGCGUUUGAUGGAGACAUAAGAACGUUUAUGUCAUUUAUGAAACGAAUUAGUACUUUGCCAACCUACGACCACAACUCCUACGCAAGAGGUGCCAAAACUCUGUUUGAAAUAUGGAACAAGUACAAACCUCUACUACCAACCAACUACUAUGAAGAACACAUGCUGCAAAUGGCAGAUUUUCUUUUUGGCAUCAAGUUAUACAGGCUGGGUCUAUGGCAGGGCUACUGUCGCUACCUGCAGCAGUUCAGCACUGUGACCAUAGAGGACAUUAGGGAUGUUGACCACUUCAAGACCUCCUUCUUCCCCAAGGGGUUCGACACAGACCAAGCCAAGCUGACGUUCCGGGCUCUGCAGGGCUGCUGCCUAUGUGCCUUCCAGCUGGAGAGGGAAAGAGGGAGCCAGCCCACCCAGAAGGGGGUCCAGAGACUCCUCAGCAUCCUGGGGUUUGUCAGGAUCAUGAUGCAGGCCGUGCUUCCCCACGAACAUCUCUGCUGGCUUCUUUACAAUGGUUCACUCUAUAUCUACAACAUCUGUAGAUACCUGAUGUCCAUGAGCCGCGCUGCACAGGCUAUGGAGUUCCUUCUGUGGGCCUGUAUCUGUCUGGAGACCUCCAUCCCCCUGAUGACUGCCAGGUUCCUGGCCUGGAGGGCAACUCUGUACUGUGCUGUGUGCCAGUGUUACUAUGACAGCCAAGCCAAUGUUCAGGCAGAGGUGUUUGCACGACGAGCCCUGGGUAAAGUCAGUGAGCUGGGCAAGCUGGAAGAGAUGAGUGGUCUACCUGCCACCACUGAGACUCAGAGAGCAUACAAAGUGGCCACCAUUAAGCUAGCUACCAUGGUGUUUAAACGGUCGGUGUAUGAACCCAGGAGGAAACCUAAAGGCCUCUUCAGACACAAGCAGAAGAGUAACCUCAAGGAGAUUCAGAGCAUGCCGUGGCCUCGAACCCCUACAGAGCGAGUGUUGAUGGAGCUGUUUGAGGGGAACGCUGCCCAGUUCCUGGCAAUAGUGGAAGCGCUGUGGGACACCUCCCGUCGCCCACUUCAGACAGGCAUGCCCGAGGAGCCAGAGAUACAGGAGGUCUCCCUGGAACUCAUGUCUGCAGGCAUCAGUAUACUGUCUGGAAUUGGAGGGUCCACUGAGCGAGCCAGGGAUGACAGUAUCCCCACCUGUUUAAAUGCAGUGACAGCCAACUUUACUCUGAUGGACAUGGCGGCUGCUGGGGAGAACAAGGUGUCUUUGGAUGCAGCGGUGAAGUUUGUCAAGCUGCUGUUUCGAUAUGAGCAGUGGGACAUGUUCUGUAUCCUCUCUGACACACUGCAGCACACCGUACUGCCUAGAAUGGAGGGGAGGUCUUUUAGGAAGUCAGAGCUGGAGCUGAGGUUGCUGGACUCCAUGGAGCGCCUCAUGUCUACACAGAAGAUCAGACUCAACACCAAGGACGACACUGUGUCUGAGAAGGACAGGCAUCUGGGAGUGGUUAUGAGUGAGGAGUUCGUUGGUCUGGUGCAGGCCUUAUACAGCUGUGUCUGUGGUUCAGCUCAGGACGUGCAACCUGACAGAGACCUGGUGAUGGACAUAGUGCUGUACCUCUGGUCUAAAUGUAAGAUCAUUUUCCAGAGAGUCCAGGUUCGACACUGGGACCCUAUACACUUCCUGGGCAAGAUGGAGAACCUGGACAAGUGGGUGUGGACCCUGUCUGUGCUCAGUGAGGUGGCUCAUGUGUGUGAGCUGGCUGACUCAGAUCCCAUGGUGUUAGCUGAGAUGACCAUCAGGCUGGCCAUGGUGCUGGAGAGCACUGCUGACUCCACUGUCCAUUCAGGCAGGAAGACAGCCUCAAGCGAAGACGACAGCUUGGAGUCGACACCCACAGAGAAAAACACAGAGACUUUUUCAAUGUUCAAGAAGUCGACAGUGGAGCAGCUGCAGUCCGUGUGGAACGUGGUAGAGAGAGGUCUGGAGGGAGUGAUCAGAGGCUGGACCAGACUACUGCCCUGUGAUGGAUCAGCCAUCUCCGACAUGGUCUUCAUGCAGAAGUUUGCUGGGCCGGCCAUGCAUUCCCCUGCAGAAGGAGGAGAGGGAGAGAGGGUGAAGAGUCCCUCCCUGUCUCUCUCUCUCUCUCUGGUCCCCAUGGACCUGCAUCUGGAACUGCUGUCUGUCCAACACAGAGUCUCCCUCAAGCUGCUCAACACCUGCCCAGCUGAGCUGCAGCAGCAUGCUGGUGACAGUAGGAGAUCUAUGAGGCCCCCUGGUGGUGUGGACAUACCUGAGACCAUGGCUAACAGAGCCAGAGGAGAGUCGGUGCUUCUGGAGCGGAUCAGAAAGAAUACGAUCUCCAUAGCUCUGUUCCUGGUCCAGAAGGCUCUGCUGUCCCACAGGAAGGAUCAGAACAGCAGCGCCACCAAGAGACUGCUAGAGGAGGCUGUUGUCUUGAUAGAGAAGGCAGAGGUGGAGGAGAGGAAGCUGUUCAGCUCCUCUGGUCCGUCAGAGAGGAAGGAGAGAGGAGGAGAGGAGGAGCGAAACACUAGACCUCCUCCUUCCCCUAUCCUCCUGUCCCGUACCUACCACUCCAUGACCUUCACCCCUGCACCCUAUGCCCUGGAGGAACAGGUGUGCUGGUACCAUAUCUAUGGACGUGAGGCUGAGGGAAUCAACCUGAAAGUCAGACUAGGAGACAGCAACCUGGUGGGCACUGGAGACGAGGUUCCUGCAUCAGGGGAGCGACUGCUACGAGUUGACUGCUUGGAGCCGAACCAGAAGUAUGUGUUUGCUGUAGCAGCCUACAACGCCGGGGGUAAACUGGUGGGCAAUGCCAUUGGAGAGACAACCAGGCCUCUGCUAGCCUCCUUGCCUCUGCCACUGCUCACCACCUGGGCACACCUGGCACAGGCAGCGUACCAGACAGGGCAACACGCUCUAGCCAAGAGAGCCUGCAGUGAACUGUGGAGCCACUUCAACCAGCCUAAAGGUCUUCAAGAGCCAGGGGCCACUUUAGAGGGGCUAGCUCAGACCAAGCUACGUUUGGAGACUCUGCAGCGCUCCUCUCCUCUCCUCCUCCACCUCUUCCUCUCCUCCAUCCUGAUGCAGACUGAGAUCCACAUCCAGGAGGGUGCGCUGUUCUGUGACACCCUCAGUGACGGGGGACCACUCAUUUGGGGACAGGAGGCCAGGUUGGCAGAGUGUGAGCGGAUGCUGGUGGCCAUAGACCUGGCUCUCUGGCUGAAUGACAGCAGCGCUGCCCUGCAGGCUGUGGUGGGGUGUUAUGGCCUGCUGGCCCCGCUCAUGUUUCACCAAAUCCCAGCAGAGACUGUUGUACAGGUGCUGAUGAAGUGCCUGGCGGUGCUGACAGAGAUCUCAGGAGUUGUCAAACAAAAACGCUCAGCCACCACCUCAGAGUCUCUCCUGCACAUGAUAGCCUGUAUAACAUAUUAUGUUGCCAAGGCCCUUCGCACCCUGGAGAAGCACCGUUUGGCAGCAACAGUGAUUGAACAGGGAAAGAAAGUCCUCCGUGAUAUCCUGGAGACCGUGCAGGGACCCAGUAAGCCCCUUCCAGUGGAGCCAGACGGGGUAUCGGUGGCCCAUGCUCAUGAACUGACUGGACAGGAGGACCCCAUUCUGCUGUACCCCAUCGUCACCAACAGCCCUCUGAAGGCUGCUUUCAAAGAUUUGAUGAAGUUCAAGCGCAAGGCGUGCUUCAUGGAGUUUGCUGUGCUGCUGCUCCAGAGGACCAUGCAGGCAGACCAUCUAGAGCUGGUCCUGCAGUGGGGACACGACAUAUUUGGCUGGCUUAGCAGGAGGGAUGAGGGACUGAUAGGGCCUAAGAAGGGCCCAGGGGACAGAUCAACCUCAGGGAAAGAACUGAAGAAGUACUCCUCCUCCAUCAUGGAGUACAAGAAGAAUAAAGCUAGUACAUUCUGGAGUGACAAGAAGAGGAAAGAGCUUCUCCAGAAGAAACAACUGACUGCUCUGAAAGCACAGAACACAGAGAGGGAGUGUAAGGCGGUGGACACCAUGCUGAACCAGCUAGCCCCCCUGGUGCGCCGUCACCAGCGUCGGAGGCGUCUGAGACAGGUGUGUUCUGAGGAGUGGUUGUGGAGGUGUCACCUCAACCUUAGCAUCGCCAGGGCUCACCUGGGACUACUGAGAAGGAGCCUGGAGAACCACCAGGGCCUUGGGGCCCAACAACACAGCUACAGCCAGCUGCCUCCGUCGUUGUUCUCCCUGGCCCACUCUGGUACUCUGGUGAGGUGGAGGAACAUGCAUCAGCACAUCGGAGUCCCUGACCUGAUCCCCCCGCCCCCCAAAGCCACGCCCCAGCCCUGUCUCAGAGCCAUCCUCCACAAGGCCAAGGAGAGCGGACAGGCUGCCACCACCACCAGUGGAGAGGACUUCAGCACGACAGAGAGCAGUGAGCAGGACAGUGAGCAGGACUCUCCCCGUACCCAGCCGGCUGUGGACUCGGACUAUAGUGAGCCCUCAGUGAUGACCACCUCCCCGACCAGACGCACUUCCACUCAGCUGCUGGAGUCACUCAACAAGGCUGCCCUGCACCUCCGCAGAGCCAUGGUACCUGAUAUACACACACAAACAGACACGGAUGCAUAUACACACGAACACACACACACAUACAACCAGGCAACAAAAAUGAAAUAA
This is a messenger RNA of Oncorhynchus keta (chum salmon), 4785 nucleotides long. Its product is annotated as cilia- and flagella-associated protein 54. Gene Ontology annotation, biological process: cilium assembly. Gene Ontology annotation, molecular function: protein binding. NCBI's taxonomy places the organism in Eukaryota, Metazoa, Chordata, Actinopteri, Salmoniformes, Salmonidae. Bases 76 to 4785 code for a protein of 1569 amino acids. The record is from RefSeq and is a predicted model, not a curated record. The transcript is spliced from 33 exons.